AUGUCCUGCUGCUCAGACAAACCAUCACACAAGCAGUCUAAGUCAGACCAUGACAAUGACGGGUCACUUCUACGAAGACCCUUCCAGCUAGUCGUCAAGUAUCUACCGGAAGGAUCCGCUUUGCUUUCAUCUUCGUGCUGUUGGCUGCCGACUGUUCUGGAUUUUCUCUUUGCGGGUUCGGUGGCAACUUCUGGCAUCGAGAAAUUGCGAAAUUUGUUUCUUGCUAUUUCCAUUUUGACCCUUAUCUUGGGUGUGCGGCGUGAGGGAUUCAGUCGUAGAAUGUUGUGGCGGAUUUCAAUCUGUGUUGGAUUGUUAGCUUGGGCGCAAGUGAAUCGGUCGGGAAAGGUUGAUAGCACGGGGAAAAAGCACAGCUGCCAUUAA
Molecule: messenger RNA, 381 nt
Organism: Penicillium vulpinum
Lineage: Eukaryota; Fungi; Ascomycota; Eurotiomycetes; Eurotiales; Aspergillaceae
Exons: 2
Coding region: 1-381 (126 amino acids)
Source: RefSeq, a predicted model, not a curated record